AUGCCAAGGCUUUGCGGAUCCUGGGUUUCCACCGCGGUUUGUUGCUUCAUGGGUUUCCUGCUCCCAGUGGAACGUGCUUCUUUGUUAGGUAACCCUUACAAGCAAGAAAAUAUAUUAGCUGCAGAAGUAGUAACUGAUCCGGAAAGUUGCCCAAGUCGAAAGCCAGGGGCUCACAAAGGGGCUCGUAUAGGAUUACCUAUUGUCGAAGCAUACGUGGGCGAACGACACGCUCACGGUACAAGCACCUGA
Messenger RNA from Echinostoma caproni, 249 nucleotides. The record is from the annotation of a GenBank genome assembly. Lineage: Eukaryota; Metazoa; Platyhelminthes; Trematoda; Plagiorchiida; Echinostomatidae.